Messenger RNA from Peronospora belbahrii, 696 nucleotides. NCBI's taxonomy places the organism in Eukaryota, Oomycota, Peronosporomycetes, Peronosporales, Peronosporaceae. The record is from the annotation of a GenBank genome assembly.
AUGAGCCAAGACUAUAACCCAAAUUGCACCUCGUCACGUGUUACCCGAGGAGGAGUGCCUACCGUCCCGGUAGGUAAUUUACAGGCAUACUUCGACGUGACGAUUCCGAAAUUCUUACAAGAGCGCCAAAUACCGCAAACACACAUCGAUGGAAGUGCGGCCAGAGGACGACAGAGGGCACGGAGGUCAGCGGCCCAGAUGGGCUCAAGUGCAGGUAUGCAAGUUGCAAGGGACCAGGGGAUGACCGACGAGGAGAUGGAAUCGGUUGGUUUGUGUGAAUACGACCCAGACGACAUGGACCUCGAUGGACCUCUGGCGAGGAUGGCCAAUGCUACCCUGGGACAGGUGCCCAACAUGGUCCCUCGUAUUAAGCUCUUAGCGACCUCGGAUCUCAAAAAGUUUCAUGGUACAGACCAAGAUGAGGACCAAGCACGCAGCUGGGUGAAAACAGUGAAGACCGCGUUCACGAGGGACCAGGCGCCAGAUGAGGAGAAGUGUCUCGGUUCCGGAGGAUUAACGACUGGACCCAGCCAGGACUGGUUUCGUCAACUAGGUCGCUCUGUUCGUGAAAAUUGGAAGGAUUUGCUACAGGAGUUCCAGAUACAGUUUUGUGGUUUGGGGGUGCCAGUGGCCCGCCAAUAUACCACGCGAAGAAAAGGCUGGGCGAAUUUCCGCUGGACAACCUGUACCGUCUGA